Molecule: messenger RNA, 360 nt
Organism: Protomyces lactucae-debilis
Lineage: Eukaryota; Fungi; Ascomycota; Taphrinomycetes; Taphrinales; Protomycetaceae
Exons: 1
Coding region: 1-360 (119 amino acids)
Source: RefSeq, a predicted model, not a curated record
AUGCCUUUUCAGACACUCGCGGCGACGCAUGCGCCACCAGCGAGAUUACACUUCACAAGACCGCUUUCCACAUCAGGACAGCUAUCCUCUCGCGAGAGGCUCUGGCGGCUGUUGCACGCGGCCUUGCAAUCACACAUACACUCACAGGAUCACUUGCGGCAGACUGCGUUCUGUGCAAGACCAGUGCGCUUUUCAACUGCAGCGAAAAUUUUUCACUCGCAGUCAUCUACGACAGAAAUCGCAUCAGCCGAAGUCCUAAGCCGAGGCCUGCAUUAUCUUGUCAACUCGCAGUCUUAUUGUACCGCGACCCAUUCACUCCACUUGCCAGGAACUUGUGGAGAGACUCAAAGGGUGUUUUAG